GCGGCGGCGGGGCGGCGGGUGGCGGCCUGCGAUCGCCCGCCGGGAGCCGAGGACCAGCCGGGGCCAGCCCUGCGGUGUGGACCCAGCAUGAGUGAAGUUCCCUGCAAAAAACGUGAUGACUAUUUGGAGUGGCCUGAGUAUUUCAUGGCAGUGGCCUUCUUAUCGGCACAGAGAAGCAAAGAUCCAAAUUCACAGGUUGGAGCCUGCAUCGUGAAUGCGGAAAACAAGAUCGUGGGCAUCGGGUAUAACGGAAUGCCAAACGGGUGCAGUGACGACCUGCUGCCUUGGAGGAGGACAGCGGAGAGCAGGCUGGACACCAAGUACCCUUACGUGUGCCAUGCCGAGCUGAACGCCAUCAUGAACAAGAACUCAGCCGACGUGAAGGGCUGCACGAUGUAUGUCGCCUUGUUUCCGUGUAAUGAGUGUGCCAAGCUCAUCAUCCAGGCAGGUAUAAAAGAAGUUAUUUUCAUAUCUGACAAAUACCAUGACAGCGAUGAGAUGACCGCCGCGAGGCGCCUGUUUGAUAUGGCUGGGGUGGCCUUCAGGAAAUUCACACCAAAGUUCAGCAAGAUUGUCAUUGACUUUGAUUCAAUUAACAGCAAACCGAGCCAGAAGCUUCAGUGAGUUACAUCUCAUUAAAUCUCCAAAAGAUUGGGAUUAUCCUCUUCUAAGAAGCUGCUAAUACCUUUCAUCUUGAAGUUACACAUAACUUUUUAAUAGCCAGUACAGCAAGAGUAGGUAUCUGAAGGAUGUAAAGCCUCGAAUCUUCCCGACUGCCUCUCUGGUCACAUGGAAUCUGCAUCUGUUUAGACAGUUGAUUUAGGGCUUAAAACCAAGGAGCGUGUAGAUGCCCUUUCGCUUAGGGCUGGCCUGGGGUGCCUCUUGCUUUGUCUCCUGGUUUGCUGGGAUGCUGGUGGCUUUGGACAGCCGCUCCUCGCUGCUAUAGGUGCUGGGACGACAAAUCAGUAAUUGUUGUGUUCCUGGUAGGAUGAACGGAUGCACUGAUUUAAACGUCUGACCCAAAUGAAGCAUGACUAAUGUGUAGUGCCCUUGUGGG
Molecule: messenger RNA, 1057 nt
Organism: Lontra canadensis (Northern American river otter)
Lineage: Eukaryota; Metazoa; Chordata; Mammalia; Carnivora; Mustelidae
Gene: DCTD
Product: dCMP deaminase
Exons: 6
Coding region: 88-624 (178 amino acids)
Biological process (GO): dUMP biosynthetic process; dTMP biosynthetic process
Cellular component (GO): cytoplasm
Molecular function (GO): dCMP deaminase activity; zinc ion binding
Source: RefSeq, a predicted model, not a curated record